AUGGCCCCAAGCGCGAGCGACUCCGGUGGCGGGCCGCUGUCAUACAUGGAGAAGCUCUCCAACGAGAUAUCUGUAUAUCGUCCGCCUGGAUACGACCCCGGGCCUUCCGGUGAUGUGGCCAACGCCAAGGCGAGCCCGCGGCUCAUCAUUAUCGGCACCUGGACUGACGCACGGGACUCGCAUAUUGCUAAAUACAUAUCAAAAUACAAACAGCUGUACCCGGCUGCCUCCAUUCUUCUGUUGAGGAGCACGACGAGACUCUUCAACAACACGUCGUUGAUUGGGCCGGCAGUUCGGCCAGCAUUGGACAUUAUCAGAGAGUUCUUCCCUCCAUCACCGCCAUCUUCACCUCCAUCGUCGUCUAUCGCGACGCCAUCCCUCCUAAUACACAUCUUUUCCAAUGGCGGCUCUGCAAGCAUCUCCAAUUUAUAUGAGCAGUAUGCUGCAACAUCAGAGAAUGCAGAGGACACGGUACUACCUCACCAUGUCACCAUCUUCGACUCAAGCCCUUCGGUAUUUCGCAUCCACCAAACGGUCGCGUAUCUCACCACCGGCUUGUCCUCGCCCACGCACCGAAUGGUAGCCAUUCCCACUUUGUACACCAUCGCCACUGGAAUGUCAGCAAUGAUCAAUCUCGGUUUGUGGAAAGACGUGCUUCUCCAUUGGGGCAAGAGCCACAACGACCCUUCCAGGGUGCGCGAGAGGCGGCGGGUAUAUAUCUACAGCGACGCGGAUCCGGUCGUGAGUCACUUGGACGUCGAAGCACACGCAGGUGAAGCCGAGAAGAACGGUUUCGAGGUCUACAGGGAGCCCUUCGCCGGAUCGGGCCAUGUCGCACAUGCCAAAGAGGAUGAGGUUAGGUACUGGGAGAUUGUGAGAAGUAUCUGGAGUGGAACACCAAGAGCUAAAUUAUAA
Messenger RNA from Clonostachys solani, 915 nucleotides. NCBI's taxonomy places the organism in Eukaryota, Fungi, Ascomycota, Sordariomycetes, Hypocreales, Bionectriaceae. The record is from the annotation of a GenBank genome assembly.